Messenger RNA from Ictalurus punctatus (channel catfish), 2507 nucleotides. It is a transcript of the gene ungb, whose product is annotated as uracil DNA glycosylase b. Bases 1315 to 2106 code for a protein of 263 amino acids. The transcript has 8 exons. Gene Ontology annotation, cellular component: mitochondrion; nucleus. The record is from RefSeq and is a predicted model, not a curated record. Gene Ontology annotation, biological process: base-excision repair, AP site formation via deaminated base removal; base-excision repair. NCBI's taxonomy places the organism in Eukaryota, Metazoa, Chordata, Actinopteri, Siluriformes, Ictaluridae. Gene Ontology annotation, molecular function: uracil DNA N-glycosylase activity.
AGAAGCUAGUGCUUACAGGUUCGUUUUGCCAAUGCUCACUCUUUCUGCUUGUAUGAUUGUGCUGUUAGUCUGACUAUGAGUUUGAGUUGCCCUUUGAUUUCUGGUUGCUGGUUGUAUAUAGUUACAUUGCUGUAUUUUUUCUUUGUACAAAUCAAACAUUGUAUAUAUUUCACUGGUAGUAGAGGCUUGACUGCCAUUUCUGUUAGGAGUGCGUUUCAAUCUCUGUUUUUGGUAAGGUAGUGUAGGGAAGCUAAUUGUCUUUUGUUUAUUUUUGUUUUUAGGUAAAUUAGUUUCCCUCCACAGCAGUUUUUGUUUGUUGUUUUGGCUUUGGUCCACACUGAAGUUUUCCCCAGAUUAUCUGUGGUGUACAGCAGAUGUGUGUACAUAGCCUGUAAAUACUACAAUAUACCACCCUUUUGAGCCACUUCUGUGUCAUCCGUCUGUUACUUCAAAUAUCACUUACUCCGCCUUACAUUACCCCAUGCCUUUAAUUAUGCUGUGCAACCUAACCCUAGACUGAGUCGUAACAGAAUUGGGGACUUGUCUGGGAUCGUCAACAAUUGUACUUGGUGGGGUUUUUUUUACUUGUUUUUUUUUUGCAUGUUAUGGUUGGUUUGAGAGCUCCUUUUUUCAUAAGGGUUAUUAUAUUGUGGUUUGGUUGUUAUUUGUGAGCAUGGCAGGAUUUGAUUUGACUAUGUUUACGCUUUGUCCUACCUUAGAGGAGUUUGAUAAGUGUAAGAAAGGUGUUACUUUAUAUCACAGAUUUCUUUAAUAUUUCGGUGCUGCGGUUAGAUAAUAAGAAGGUGGUUAAGGCUGUUCUGUAUGAGGCAUUAGUGGCUCAGCAGGUCUUACCUGAGCGUGACGUGCUUCUGGGUGUUGCCCAUCUGCCUAUCCUGGCUUUUGUCGCAGCAGAGGCCGUUCCAGAGGUUGGAGGUGGGUUGGGGGCCUAUUUAGACCAUGAAUGGCCGGUAGCCAGUUCAGUAGACCCUGGUUGGCAACUUGUUUUGAAGGUGCUGGAGUUGGAAAUUUAGUGGCAAGAGUAUCAGACGCAGUUGCUGCGCAUUCGGGAGAGGCAGUUGGACACUGAGGGGGAAAAGCUCGACCUUGCUGCUCAGAGUCGUAAGCCAGUGCCUCAUCCAUGGAAGUUCUGCUCUUCUGGUGCCGAUGUCCCCAAUGCACUGGUAUCACCACUUGCUCCGAUCCAAUCUUCACCAGGCUGGCUUGAAGUUUCACUUUCGAUUCUGAGUUGAAGAGCAAAUAUAUUUGCAUGACUCGUGCAGAGUGCAGAAAAAUUUCCAGCAGCAUAAAACACGUAUGGAACUUAUGUCACAAGAAAAAAAUUGUAGCAGUGGCCCACAGCUUACUGUUGAGCAGCUGAAGCGAAUAGAGCAGAAGAGACAUGAAGCUAUGAGGAGGCUUGCUGCUCGCAAUGAUCCUAUGCCCAUUGGAGAGAGCUGGAGCAUUCACAUCGGUACUGAAUUCGGCAAACCUUACUUCACUGAGCUGAUGUCUUUUGUCACUGAGGAGAGGAAACAUUUCACUGUCUAUCCAAGCAAAGAGCAAGUCUUCUUUUGGACACACGUGUGUGCAUUUGAGGCUGUGAAAGUGGUCAUCCUUGGCCAAGACCCAUAUCCCAGACAAGGUCAGGCUCAUGGUCUGUGCUUCAGUGUACUGAGGCCUUCACCACCACCUCCAAGCCUGGAAAAUAUAUUCACUGAACUUGCAAUAGAUAUCAAAGACUUCCAACACCCUGGCCAUGGAGACCUGACAGGAUGGGCUAAACAAGGUGUUCUGCUUCUGAACUCUGUCCUAACCGUGAGAAGCAGAGAGCCAACAUCCCAUCAGGGUUGGGGAUGGGAGGAGUUCACUGAUGCUGUGGUUCGGAGCCUAAGUAGGAAUUUAAAAGGCCUGGUCUUCCUGCUGUGGGGAUCAUAUGCUCAGAGAAAAGGCAAAUUAAUCAACAGAUCACAGCAUCAUGUCCUCGAGACAAGCCAUCCCUCACCAUACUCUGCUCACAUGGGCUUUUUUGGAUGCAGACACUUCUCAAAAACUAACAUCUUACUUAUGGCAGCUGGAAAGACACCUAUUGAUUGGAAUGCACUGUGACCAAUGUACUUUUUAGUAAUAUUUUUAAAUGAUACUAUGGGUUUAUAAAUUUUCAGUUUAAUCAUAAUGUUAAAUGUUUGGGCAUAAUGUUACUGAGUCUAUAUGAGAUUCGUAGGCUUACAACAUGUCAAUGAAACAAUGCUCCCUCUCUGCUGUGCUACACUAUUAUCCAGAAAAUCAUUUAAUAAAUAAGCAGUGUUGUAUAAAUUGUACAACUUGGAUGCAGUUUGCCUUAGUCUGCCUUGGGAAAUUGUUAAUACAUUACCAAUCUCAUUUCUUGAUUGAGUGGUUUUCCAUCUUUCCUUAAUGUUUAUAUAAACAAAGUCUUUUUCCUCUGCCAGAUGUGACUGGUAAGUAGAGUAAGCAAUUAAUUAAUGCAUGCAAUAAAUACAUAUCCUGUU